Molecule: messenger RNA, 1530 nt
Organism: Anopheles coustani
Lineage: Eukaryota; Metazoa; Arthropoda; Insecta; Diptera; Culicidae
Product: serine protease inhibitor 88Ea
Exons: 6
Coding region: 1-1530 (509 amino acids)
Molecular function (GO): serine-type endopeptidase inhibitor activity
Source: RefSeq, a predicted model, not a curated record
AUGAUCAGCGAGGGUGCCGAGGGUCAGACGCUGAAGGAGCUGUACGAUGUGUUCAAGUUCCCCACCGAUCGGGACCUAGUUCGAAAAGCGUUCGACAUGUCACUGAAGCGACUUAGUGGACCGAACCCGACCAACGAGCCGCAGUUCAAGACCUGGUUCUACAUCUACAAGAACAACAGCGUUCUGCAGGCGUACAAGGAUGUGCUGGCGCAAAGCUACGGGGUGGAGGUGCGCGAUAUCGAGCGGAACGAUUACAACUUCGACGAGCCGAAAACCUCGCUCGGAUCGAUCGUAGACGAGGAGGAAGAAAUCAUCGAGGAGAGCAAUGGGGACGAGCUCGCCAUCACCGAGCAGGCGCCCGCCAACAACAGCAACAGCAAGGACAUCGUGGACUUCGAGGUGCUCAAGAUCAAAUCGGCCCUGCCGGUGGAGGAUGAGCUGCGGACGGACACGGGCAUCAGCACCAAGUACGACGAGGUGGACGACGACAAUCCCAAGUUUGACAAGAACAUUGACGAUAAGGAGUAUGUCGAUCCGACGAAGAUUAAGGAGGAGCUGGCAAAGAAGAAGCUCGAGGCGAUGAAUGAGGUCGUGGCUGAUACGGAGCUGAGCGGGUCGAAGGUGAAGCUGGCGGCGGAUGUGGACGUUACCAAGACGCAACCGGAAAAGAUUUCGCUGCCGCUGAAAAAGCUUGGUCUGGACGAUGAGCAGGAAGUUCUGCAGGCGGUCGAAAGCCAGGGUUCCAGGAGAAAGUUCAAUGUGCGCAGAUCAUUCCGGACGGGAGACAUCGCUUCAGCGCUCAGCGGAAAUUCUCUGGUUGGCCGAAAGGCUAACGCGAAGGCCGACGAUACCGAGGUCAAUGAGUCAAAGAUGCUGCUCUUUAACGGCCUUUACUACAGAGGAAGCUGGGAGACUCCGUUCCAGCAACUGCGAACUGAGAAGAGUACAUUCUUCACGAAUACGGACGAGAAGCCGGUCAUGAUGAUGCGAUCGCGAGGAAACUUCGGUGUCGGAAAGGAUGACCAGCUCGAUGCCAAGUUCAUUGAACUUCCUUACAAUAACUCUCGCUAUUCCCUCCUGCUCAUGGUGCCAAAUACCAAGGAUGGCUUGAAGGAGCUUAUCAAGAACUUUAACCCAGACACGCUGAGUACGGUGCAAAAAUCUUUAGUUCAGAUGCCAGUGCAGAUCAGCAUUCCCAAGUUCCGCAUCGAUACGACGAGCCGCGCGGAAAAAUCACUGGCAAAGCUUGGCUUGAUCACGAUGUUCACGUCGAAGGCUGAUCUGAGCGGAAUUACCCGCGAGCAAAAGAUCCACGUUGACGAGUUGGUGCAGCACGUGUCGAUCCGUGUCGACGAAGGUUCCAGCAGCGAGAACGCGCUCUCCGCCACGAACACCAUCGAGGCCAAAACGAUCGACGACGACCAGGAGCUGUUCAUCGCCGAUAAGCCAUUCCUGUUCUUCGUGCGUGACAUCGUGGACGACAUCGUGAUUGUGGCCGGCAAGAUCACGGACAUACCGUACGCGGAGUAG